GGAGGCCGGGGAGGAGCCGGGGCCUGCAGCGGAGCCGAGCCGAGCCCGAGCCCGAGCCGAACCCUGACACGGCCCGUCCGCCUUUUGGCUCCCGGGAGCCGGGACUGGCGGGAACCCGAGACGUGGCAGCGCGGGGAGCCCCACGCGCCGAAGGGAGCGGCCCGGACGGGACGGGACUAGCGGAGGCGCUGCCGUCACAGUAGCCAGUGCCGGGAGUCGGGAGCUGCGGCCUCCCGGACCCUGCUGCCCAGGCCAGCUGAGGGAGAGGGGAGUAGGAAAGCCCCACCCUCCGGGGCACCCCAGGAGUGGAGGCGGGAGCGGGGACUGGAACAGGGAGAGAAGACCCUUACCUAAGACGGGCUCGGGAAAGAAGAGACCCCUAUAGGGAACCCGUCUUUCCUUCCUGGAGGCGAGGAAACCCCCCUGACCGGCCCGGGAGGAGACCCUCAGAAGUAGAAAGGGGCGAUCCUUCCUAAAGGAAGCAGUGUGAGACCACCCUAGCGUGCCACCCCUCCUAACACACACUCUCAGCAGUUCAGAACUUUUGAGGCAAAGAGAGAGGGGGUCAUGCCUAUGGAGUAGGCAUCCUCCAUCCUACCCAGUACUCACAGGAGAAAGGUGUCCUUACUUUCAGAAGCAGGGGACACUCCAAGGAAGAAAGAGGAAUCGGCUUUCAGCCACUCAGGAGAGGGGAAGACCUCCCUCCUGAACUUCCUGGUACCCAGACAGUGGAACAGGACAGAGCCCCUCCGCUCAGAUCUCCAGCAGACAGAAAGAGCCCUCUACCCCUGAGAGAUCCAGUUUGGGGGGGGAGGGGGAGUCCCCCAAGGGGGAGGAGACAACUCCUGGUUGGGAGAGGCUCCUCCCCUCCUCCCCAGGGUAGCUGGCAGGGUGUGGGGGGUGUGCCACCUUCCCCAGGUAGGACCUCCUUCUCCUCCUCCCCCACCUCCGCAUCCUGCUCUGCAUCCUCAGGGGACCCAGUUCCCCUCCCCAGGUUGGAAGGCUCAGCCGAGUACAGGAAGAGCCACUGAGAAUGAGACCAGCCUUGUGCCUCUGAAGAGGGGAAUCCCUCCAACCCCAAACUCCAGUACCAGGUGGUUCCCUCCCUUUGCUGGGGGAGCCUUGGAGACAGAACCCAAAAGAACCAUGGCUUCUGACCUGGAGAGUAGCCUCACCUCCAUAGACUGGCUCCCCCAGCUGACCCUCCGGGCUACCAUUGAGAAGCUAGGGAGCGCCUCUCAGGCUGGGCCUCCAGGGGGUGGCCGCAAGUGCUCGCCAGGCUCACCCACAGAUCCAAAUGCCACCCUGAGCAAAGAUGAAGCAGCAGUCCACCAGGACGGCAAGCCACGGUACAGCUAUGCCACCCUCAUCACCUAUGCCAUCAACUCCUCUCCAGCCAAGAAGAUGACCCUCAGUGAGAUUUACCGCUGGAUCUGUGACAACUUCCCCUAUUACAAGAAUGCUGGCAUUGGCUGGAAGAACUCAAUUCGGCAUAACCUUUCUCUCAACAAGUGUUUCCGGAAGGUGCCCAGACCUCGGGAUGACCCUGGGAAGGGCUCCUACUGGACAAUCGACACCUGCCCUGACAUCUCCCGAAAGAGAAGACACCCUCCGGAUGAUGACUUAUCCCAAGACUCACCGGAACAGGAGGUGAGCAAGAGCCCACGGGGAGGCAUUCCAGGGAGUGGAGAAGCCUCGCUGUCUCCUGAGGGGAACCCCCAGAUGCCACUCCAGAGUCCCACACCCAUCGCCAGCUACAGCCAGGGCACAGGAUCUGUGGAUGGUGGAGCGGUGGCAGCAGGGGCUUCAGGCCGAGAAAGUGCUGAGGGUCCCCCUCCCCUCUAUAAUACCAACCAUGACUUCAAAUUCUCGUACUCAGAGAUCAACUUUCAGGAUCUAAGCUGGUCCUUCCGCAACCUCUACAAAUCCAUGCUGGAGAAAUCCUCUUCCUCCUCUCAGCACGGCUUCUCAACUCUCCUGGGGGACAUGCCGCCCUCUAACAACUACUACAUGUACCAGCAGCAGCCGCCGCCACCUCCACAGCAGCAGCAGCAGCAGCCGCCGCAGCCACCUCCUCAGCAGUCACAGCCGCAGCCCCCACCGCAGCCGUCUUCAGCCCAGGGCCCCUCAGCUGUAGGGGGUGCUCCCCCACUGCACACCGCAAGCCCAGAUGGUUGUACCCCAGCAGGGGGAAAGCAAGCUGGUACUGAAGGCUAUGGGCCUCCCCCUGUGAUGGCCAUGCACCCACCCCCCAUGCAGCAUGGAGGCUACCACCCUCAUCAGCACCACCCCCACUCCCACCCUGCCCAGCAGCCACCACCACCACCACAGCAGCAGGCACCAGGCCAGGCUCCUAUCAGCAGUGCUGGUUUUGUGUUUCCUCCUGACUGGUGCUCCAAUAUUGACUCCUUAAAGGAAAGCUUCAAGAUGGUGAAUCGGCUUAAUUGGUCCAGCAUAGAGCAGUCACAGCUCUCAGAACUGAUGGAGAGCCUACGACAGGCAGAGCAGAAGAACUGGAGCCUCGACCAGCAUCACAUCGCCAAUCUGUGUGACUCCCUCAACCACUUCCUUACUCAGACUGGUCACGUGCCCCCCCAGGGGGGCUCCCAUCGGCCGCCAGCCCCUGCCCGAAUGGCUGACUCCUGUGCUCUCACCAGUGGCAAACAGGAGCCAGCCAUGAAUCAAGUGAACUCUUAUGGGCACCCCCAGGUCCCCCACCUCUACCCUGGCCCGUCACCGAUGUACCCACUCCCUACCCAGGACUCAGCAGGAUACAAUCGCCCGGCACACCAUAUGGUCCCUCGGCCACCAGUCCCACCUCCUGGUGCCAGCGAGGAGAUCCCCGAUGACUUUGACUGGGACUUGAUCACUUAAUGUGUCAUCGAGCGUGGACAUCAGCCCAGGGCCGGGCAGUGAAGUCUGGCAGUGGGAAAGGGCAGCCCAGCCCAUCCCUUCCACCCUUGCCUGUGUAUAGAUAUAUAUCUUCUUUUUUUUUCUUUCUCUGUUAGAGAAGCCACCGCAAGAUGCUGCCGAAGAUAACCCCUUCUUUCCUUCCUCACUCUCCUCUCUUCCUUCCUGUAUUUCCCUAAUUCUUUUAUUAUUAUUCUUAUUAUAUUAUUAUUAUUGGUCUUGUGCUGUCCCCAUUCUCCUGACCUGCCUUACACCAUGGACCAUGUCCACCCCUUGCUAAUUUAAAAUCAUCAGGCAAGAAGGUGAGGCCAUGAUAGCUAAUGAGAAAGGUUCAAACCCUGACUUAGCUUUCUCUUUGAGAAAUGCAAUGCUCAUCUCGGCCCUUAAUUAUUUUCUAUUCCUGUCAAUUUCAGUCCAGGACUGGAGAGGCCACAUACCGAGUAGAAGGGUCUGAAACACUGCCUGGCAACCUUAAAGUGCAAGUUUUACUCAAUGGUGCUAAUUCUGUCCUCUGAGCUCUUUCCUGUCCCUUCAUACUUCAAUCCUUACUUCUGCCAAUUCCCAUUCCCCAUCAAGGGUAACAGUGAUGCUGGCGGUGGAGGAGGGUGACAAUAAAAUCCUAAUGAAAUAAGAGGCCUGGGUUGGUUGAGUAGAAUGUCACAGAGAGGUGCUCGUUUAUAAAUCAGUCUGAACUGGGUAUAUACUGCCAUGUGAAAUGAGCUUCCAAUGACUUACUCUUAGCCAUUUUCUCCGAGACAUAGGGUUAAUCUUAGCCAGAACUCUGCUUCUAUGGUAGGGCAUGAAGACAACUUAAUCAAUAUAGGUUCAGCUUCUUGGAGAUGUUUUCAACUUACCCAUUUUAGCUUUUUUAAAACUAGUUUUCUCUUGAAAUUAACUGUGGCUCUCAUUUGUAUUUAUAAAUUAUCAUCCCUCUCCUUUUCCCAUUCAGCAAAUUUUAUUUUGUUCUUCUUUAGUUUUUUGGCCAAAUCUUCCAUCCAUCUUAUUUUCUUCCCCCAUUUUCUGGGAUUCUCAAGAAAGAAAAAUAACUCACUUUCAUUCAUCAGGUUCUAGAACAUGAUGAGAAUCUCUUUCCACCUAUCAUGACAGAAUCAAAUCUGUGGUAUUGGUGGUAGGAGGGUGGGGAGAAGAAAAGGGAGCUGGCUUAGACACAGGGAGGGGAUAUUUCAGUUAUUUAACUGUAUAGACAAAUGCUUGUCUUGGAAUCCAGAUCAUUGAGGCUGAAGGUUUUGCAAUUAGGUUUUUGAGUGGUGAAGAGAAUUGGUAGAAGGGAAUAAUUUCUAGAGGCAAGAAUCCAAUGAAGGUCAAAGUUGAUUCCCAGAAAAAGGUGUAGGAUAAUUUAGCUCCUAUAAAAGAGGUAGCCAUAACUUAUUGCUGCAAAGUACUCAGUGUAUAUUUAAUGUUAAUUGUUGAAUAUUAGUUAUGAGAGAGAAGAAUAAUUAUAUUUCUGUUUUCACUAAAUUUUCACUUUUUGGAUGCUACAGGACAAAAUGGAUGGAAUGAACAAGGCUUCUCUCUCUGAAGUCUAUUUGGGAUUUUUUGUUCAGAUUCUUUCAUUUACCUAUGAUUUCCAAGAGAUUUGGCUUUCUACUCCCCUUUUUUACCCUUCAUCCACCUCUUUCUUUGGAAGGGGGUUAUAUGUGAGAGUUUAUUGAAAAAGUCCAGUGAGGCUGAAGUAAAGGGGCAAGAAAGAGCAGGUAACUAAAGAGCACUUUAUUUCUUUGAAGCCUUUGUAAGAAAGAAAUGGGGUUGGAAUGGCUUGAAUCCCCCAUUGUGUUGGAGGGCAGUUGGUGGGGUUGAAGGAUAACAUAAUAUUUCCCAUUGGGGAAAGGAGAGUUGCUUUUAGAGAAUGGCAGAAUGCCUUUGCCCAGUGUUCUUGUUUUCCCCAUCUCUUCCUUAUUCCUUCCAUUCAAGGUGCCUCCUACACAAAACUUCUCAUCAGUUCUCUCCAAGAUUCUUCUCUCUACAAAUUACCACUCCUGUUUUGUAAACCCCUUUCCUGCUCAGAUCCAAACAGCAUUUGCAAGGGUAGACUGAGUCAUAUAGGAAAAUGCCCCUUGUUUUAAUUCACCUUUGUCUUCUGAAAACUAAUUUCACUAAGAACCCUGGUAACCAGUCAGAGUAACUGCAGUUUUGAGCCAGGUUUGUAGAUUGCCCAGCAGACCUCCUGGGAUUCCAACUCCUCUCUCUGCCAAGCUCAGCCUGCUAAAUGUAAAUGGCACAGGAAGAAUCCCAACUUUCUUUGGGUCUCAGUUUCCUCUCCCCUCCGUGAAAUGGAAAAAAUAUUACUUUUUCUUUUUUGUCCAGCCCUUGCUGGACAUGAAGUAUAGUCAUUGUUGUUGUAUUGGGUGAUGUGUGCAAAAUUGCAGGAGCUCACUGCCUACGAGAGGAAAUAAGGGAGAAAGUGGAAGAGAGGGUCAGAAGAAGCAAGUAUUUGGUGUAGAUCUACCCCUCUCUGCCUUCCUCUCCUCAACCCCCAUGUUUCUGAUUUGUUGAGUCCUUCAUACCACCCAUAAUGCUUUGCAUUGGUGCAGGCUGGGAAGGGGGUAUAUGGUCUCACAAGUUGUUGUUUUUUGCAUGCUUUCUUAAUAAAAAAAAAAAAGAAUGUUUACAGUUUUA
Molecule: messenger RNA, 5547 nt
Organism: Choloepus didactylus (southern two-toed sloth)
Lineage: Eukaryota; Metazoa; Chordata; Mammalia; Pilosa; Megalonychidae
Gene: FOXJ2
Product: forkhead box J2
Exons: 11
Coding region: 1147-2874 (575 amino acids)
Biological process (GO): regulation of transcription by RNA polymerase II
Cellular component (GO): nucleus
Molecular function (GO): DNA-binding transcription factor activity, RNA polymerase II-specific; RNA polymerase II cis-regulatory region sequence-specific DNA binding
Source: RefSeq, a predicted model, not a curated record